GGCGCUCAAUGCACCCGCUUCCCGGCGCCGGGACGGACAGGCAGAGGCCGCGGAUCGACGGGCGCCUCUCCUAGCGGGCCAUGGAGCAAACGUACGGCGAAGUGAACCAGCUGGGCGGCGUCUUUGUCAACGGGAGGCCGCUGCCCAACGCCAUCCGCUUGCGGAUCGUGGAGCUGGCGCAGCUGGGCAUCCGGCCGUGCGACAUCAGCCGGCAGUUGCGCGUCUCGCACGGCUGCGUGAGCAAGAUCUUGGCGCGCUACAACGAGACCGGCUCCAUCCUCCCCGGCGCCAUCGGCGGGAGCAAGCCCAGGGUCACCACGCCCAACGUCGUGAAGCACAUCCGAGACUACAAGCAGGGCGACCCGGGCAUCUUCGCGUGGGAGAUCCGGGACCGGCUGCUGGCGGACGGCGUCUGCGACAAGUACAACGUGCCUUCGGUGAGCUCCAUCAGCAGGAUCUUAAGGAACAAGAUCGGCAACCUUUCGCAGCCCGGAGGAGCCUACGACGCCGGCAGUGGCGGCUGCAAGCAACCUGCCCCGCAGCCCACCCUGCCCUACAAUCACAUCUAUCAGUAUCCUUACCCCGGCGCUGCGCCAUCCGCCGGCACCAAGAUGGGCAGCCACCCCGGAGCGCCCGUCUCCGCCGCCCACGUCAGCCUCCCGCGCUCUUGGCCGUCGGCUCACUCGGUCAGCAACAUCCUGGGCAUCCGCACCUUCAUGGAGCAGAGCGGCGCUCUGGCUGGGACAGAUGGCUCUGCCUACCCUCCCAAACUAGAAGACUGGCCAAGUGUGAACAGGACCACCUUCCCUGCUGCCGGGCAAGGUGUCAGCGCGCUUGACAAAUCAGCAGCGGAAGCAGACAUUAAAUACCCCCAGCCGCCUCCUGGGCUCUCAGCUGUCAGUACCUUCCUGUCCCCUUGCGCCUACCCGUCUUCAAACCAAGCAGUCUACGGCGGGCCGGGAGGAAGCUACCUGAGUCCGGCCCAUCAUCACUGGCAGACGCAAGGCAACCCCUUGGCUCAUCACCACGGGCCGGGCGUGGCCAUAUACGGGGGAGACCCGGCUCCCACAGUGGCCUUCAAACAUCCCACCCGAGAAGCUGUGGACAGAAAACAAGCCUCCAGCCCUGGGGGCAAAACCCCAGCAGACUCCCUGGCAGCCACCAUCCACGGACUUUCUGCCCCAGCCUCCUCAUCCUAGAAGGAGAAAGUGGCGGGAAAUGGCAUCUGAGGCAAAGGCAGCUUGGAGGGGGCCAAGAGCCUCAGCAACUCUUCCCCACUCCCCUGCAAAGCGAGGUUUGAGGAGAUGAGAAGCUGUGGCUCGUUGACAA
Messenger RNA from Lacerta agilis (Sand lizard), 1329 nucleotides. RefSeq names its product paired box 1 (gene PAX1). NCBI's taxonomy places the organism in Eukaryota, Metazoa, Chordata, Lepidosauria, Squamata, Lacertidae. The coding region runs from base 81 to 1199 and encodes 372 amino acids. The record is from RefSeq and is a predicted model, not a curated record. The transcript is spliced from 5 exons. Gene Ontology annotation, biological process: regulation of transcription by RNA polymerase II; anatomical structure development. Gene Ontology annotation, molecular function: DNA-binding transcription factor activity, RNA polymerase II-specific; RNA polymerase II cis-regulatory region sequence-specific DNA binding.